This is a messenger RNA of Schistocerca nitens (vagrant locust), 978 nucleotides long. Its product is annotated as protein FAM98A-like. Bases 1 to 978 code for a protein of 325 amino acids. The transcript is spliced from 2 exons. The record is from RefSeq and is a predicted model, not a curated record. NCBI's taxonomy places the organism in Eukaryota, Metazoa, Arthropoda, Insecta, Orthoptera, Acrididae.
AUGGUUUACGUGCAGGGACAGUCUGCAAGCACCGACCGCUUCGGGAGUCCUGAAUCUGGCAGCAAGGCGCAGCCACACUGUGCCGCGUGGAGAGAGCGUCUGCAGGAGCGGGGCGGCUGGGAGCGGGGCGGCUGGGAGCGGGGCGGCUGGGAGCGGGGCGGCUGGGAGCGGGGCGGCUGGGAGCGGGGCGGCUGGGAGCGGGGCGGCUGGGAGCGGGGCGGCUGGGAGCGGGGAGGCUGGGAGCGGGGAGGCUGGGAGCGGGGAGGCUGGGAGCGGGGAGGCUGGGAGCGGGGAGGCUGGGAGCGGGGAGGCUGGGAGCGGGGAGGCUGGGAGCGGGGAGGCUGGGAGCGGGGAGGCUGGGAGCGGGGAGGCUGGGAGCGGGGAGGCUGGGAGCGGGGAGGCUGGGAGCGGGGAGGCUGGGAGCGGGGAGGCUGGGAGCGGGGAGGCUGGGAGCGGGGAGGCUGGGAGCGGGGAGGCUGGGAGCGGGGAGGCUGGGAGCGGGGAGGCUGGGAGCGGGGAGGCUGGGAGCGGGGAGGCUGGGAGCGGGGAGGCUGGGAGCGGGGAGGCUGGGAGCGGGGAGGCUGGGAGCGGGGAGGCUGGGAGCGGGGAGGCUGGGAGCGGGGAGGCUGGGAGCGGGGAGGCUGGGAGCGGGGAGGCUGGGAGCGGGGAGGCUGGGAGCGGGGAGGCUGGGAGCGGGGAGGCUGGGAGCGGGGAGGCUGGGAGCGGGGAGGCUGGGAGCGGGGAGGCUGGGAGCGGGGAGGCUGGGAGCGGGGAGGCUGGGAGCGGGGAGGCUGGGAGCGGGGAGGCUGGGAGCGGGGAGGCUGGGAGCGGGGAGGCUGGGAGCGGGGAGGCUGGGAGCGGGGAGGCUGGGAGCGGGGAGGCUGGGAGCGGGGAGGCUGGGAGCGGGGAGGCUGGGAGCGGGGAGGCUGGGAGCGGGGAGGCUGGGAGCGGGGAGGGGCGAUGGAAGCCGCACCCUGA